Corticium candelabrum is the source of this 2500-nucleotide messenger RNA. Its product is annotated as E3 UFM1-protein ligase 1-like. Gene Ontology annotation, biological process: regulation of proteasomal ubiquitin-dependent protein catabolic process; response to endoplasmic reticulum stress; protein K69-linked ufmylation. Lineage: Eukaryota; Metazoa; Porifera; Homoscleromorpha; Homosclerophorida; Plakinidae. The coding region runs from base 6 to 2393 and encodes 795 amino acids. The record is from RefSeq and is a predicted model, not a curated record. Gene Ontology annotation, molecular function: UFM1 ligase activity. The transcript has 16 exons. Gene Ontology annotation, cellular component: endoplasmic reticulum membrane.
UCGACAUGUCUGCAUUGGAUUGGGCUGAAGUGCACGAGUUACAGGCGCUUUUGCGCAACACACAGCAGCGCAGCACCGUGUACAGUCUUGCUGAGAGGAACUGGGUCGAGGUGAUAUCGAAACUGAUCGAUUUGAAUUUGAUCGAGCUGAUGCACACGCUCGACGGCAGCGAGUACCUCACGCCACAGCAGCUGGAACGCGAAAUAAAAAGCGAGCUAUCGGCCAGAAGAGGACGAAUCAAUCUGGUCGACUUACAUCAAGUGAUUGGUGUCGACUUGAGGCACGUGGAGGUAAAAGUUAGCGAAUUAAUACACCGAGAGAGUCAUCUGCAGCUUGUACAGGGAGAGUUGAUUGACAGCAUGUACUUGGAUCGAAUGGCUGAGGAGAUCAAUGAGACUCUUCAGGAGGCUGGCCAAUUGACGAUUGCAGGAUUGAGCAAGACGUUUGGUUUUCCAGCAGAUUUUGUUUUGGCGAAUGUAGAGGCUCGUAUGGGUAGUGUUAUUUACGGGAAACUCGACAGUCUCAAUAGAGACAUUCUCUUCACGGAUUCUUUUGUUGCAAGACAGACAUCACGGAUUCGUGGAGUUUUUAGUGCAGUUACAAGACCAACACCCGUCAUGUCUCUCAUCAUCGAGUACGGAUUUCAAGAGAAGCUCUUCUUCAGUGUCAUACAAGAUCUCAUCACUAGCAGCCGACUUGCUGGCUCAAUCCAAGGCCAUCAUGACAAAGCCGUGUUUGUACCAGAAAUAUAUGCUAAAACGCAAAUGACGUGGAUCCAGUCAUUCUUUACACAAAAUGGCUAUUUGGAGUAUGACACUCUAUCAAGGUUGGGUAUUGCUGAGCCAAAGCAGUUUUGUCAGAGGAGGUUCGGUAGCGGUGAGGAUAUCUUGCUGUUGUCUACUUGCUGCAUUGGAAGAACAGUAGUUGAUCAUGUGGAAGUAUCUAUAGAUGAUGCAAUGGCAUCAGAAUCUUGGAUUGACAUUAUGCCGUUGUUGCCGUCGCCGUGUACUCGAGACGAUCUCGGCUCGUUUGCCCAACAAGUCAUCACCAGUCGAAGACAAUCAUCGUCAUUGCACGUUUUUUGUGACGGAAGGAUAAUAGUCAGCGAGCAGCUUAUCCAAAAGUGUCUCAAAUUAUUUGAUAAAUUGAUGGCGGAAAAAGCUCAAAAAGAGGUAUCAAGGACGAGAGUAAAGGCAGAAGAUCAGGCACAAGGGAAAGCUGCUGCUGCUUUGUUGAGUGAGACGAGUGACAAGCCGUUGAGUAAGAAGGAGCAGCGGAAGCAGAAAGUGCAGUCUGGUGGUUCUACUGCAGGCCAACAGGGAAGAGGCACGGGAAGAGAGAAAAAAGUACAAAAAUCUAAAGACAAGAGACGUGGGAAGGAUGAGGAUGACGAUGAUGUUAAGACUACGAGCAGCAAACAGAGGGAACAUGUGGAGUUUUUGUCAGUUGAGGAGAUUAUCGAUGUUUUGCAACCGAAUUUGAGCGAGUGUCCAGACGAACUCUUUCAAGACCUAGCUGAAUAUCUCUUCAAGCCUUUGGCACGUUCAUACCAUGAGGUGGUACACUCUGUGUUUCGUGCUGAAAGCCACGAUGGCAAAGGUGCAGUACAGAAAAAGCGUCACAUGGAGUAUGAAGAAAGGAUCAAUGGACUGUAUACGAAUACUAGACUCUUCCACAAGGGAAUCGACCUUUUCACAGGCGAAGCUCACCAGCUGUUGACACGUCAUCUACUAAGGACCGUUUGUGCAGAGAUUGUCAAUGUCUGUGUUGCCAGUGUGGCUGAAAGUAACAUGCUGGCUUGUGCAGAUCCUGCAGAGUUAACAACAGAGACACGAGCUCAAGUGCUAGUUCAAUUGCCUGCUGGUGUGAAGUCUCCAGUGGUGAAACUUCAUAACAGUUUAAACAGCCAGACAAUCGACGAGUUCUUUGAUCGUUUGAUCGUCGUAUGUGAACAAGAUGUCUGCCAGUUCAUGCUAAAAAAGGUUGACAAGAAACGAGAAAGGCAGGUGGUUUUCUCACAUCGUCAGUCGCUAAUGGAACAAUUAAAACGAGAAGAGGAAGCCGCUAUGGCAUUGCAUCUCACGACUGUCAUUCUGUUCAUGCAGCAGACUCACUGCAUGAUUCAUGCUCCUGGUCGAUGUGUUCCUCACAUCAUCACCUUUCUUGCUGAUAAAUUACCACCUGAACAAUACAAAGUUUUGUCUGACUAUCAGUCUCUUGUAUUACAGCAGCUGAUGGUUAGUAGACAAUCAGAUGGCGAGAAGCAGGAAGAAGACGAAGAAGGAGCAAAGCCAUCGGACAAUGACAUGGCAGCUGCUGUUGUGAGUAACUUGGAUGCUUUGAAAAACCUCGUUUUUGCUAGCAAAAAGAGUUUGCAAGAAUCAGUAGGUUAGAGUGUUUAUUUAUGAGUGUUUGAUAUCAAUGGCCUAUUGUUUACUAUACUGAGACAUCGUGAGAAAUUCCACUUGUACACUGUACUGUGGUAGCAAUGGGUUUGAGA